This is a messenger RNA of Dovyalis caffra, 1545 nucleotides long. The record is from the annotation of a GenBank genome assembly. NCBI's taxonomy places the organism in Eukaryota, Viridiplantae, Streptophyta, Magnoliopsida, Malpighiales, Salicaceae.
AUGUGGCACAUUGGUAUUUAUGUUGCAGCCUUGGUUUUAAUACCCAUCGCUCACCACUGGAUGCGCAAAUGGAGGAACCCUAGAUGUAAUGGGAGGCUCCCUCCAGGUUCUAUGGGCUUGCCACUUAUUGGAGAGACUAUUCAAUUCUUCAUACCCAGCAAGUCUUUAGAUGUUCCUACUUUUGUGAAAAAAAGACUCAAAAACUAUGGCCCAAUUUUCAAAACAAGCUUGGCUGGUCGACCAGUGGUCGUGUCAUCAGAUGCUGAUUUCAAUUAUUUUAUUUUUCAACAAGAAGGGAAGUUGGUAGAGUUAUGGUAUAUGGAUUCCUUUGCUGAGCUUCUUGGUCUAAACAGUUCACUUCGAGAUGGUUUACUAGGAUAUGUUCACAAGUACCUCAAAAAAUCGGUGGCUGAACAUUUUGGUCCUGAGAUCCUCAAAGGAAAGGUCCUUCCUCAAUUGGAAGAAAUGGCCAGUCGGACUCUAGAUGCUUGGACAAGGCAGGAAGUUUUGGAAACGAAACAUGCAUGUUCAGCGAUGAUAUUGAAUUUCACUUCAAAGUUGCUGUUUGACUAUGACCAUGAAAAAUCCAAAGAAAAUCUAAGCGAAACACUUACAAGCAUAACCCAAGGGCUGAUGUCCUUUCCUUUGAAUAUACCUGGCAGUUCCUUUCACAAGUCUUUACAGAAUCGGAAGAAACUUUUGAAGAUGAUAAGGGAUAUGAUAGAGGAAAGACAAGCAUAUCCUGAAACAAGGAGAGGGGACUUCCUUGACCACCUUAUAGAUGAUAUGAAAACCAAUAGUUUGUUGACAGAAAAUCUCAUUACUUAUGUCAUCUUUGCUCUUCUGCUUGCCACUUCUGAGACCAUCCCGACAACGUUAACUUUAGCAAUUAAGUUAUUGACCGAGCAUCCUCUAGUGAAAGAAAAUGUGGAACUUAUUUGCGGCAGGGAAAGUUCGGAAACUGGAAUUACCUGGAAGGAAUACAAAUCAAUGACUUUUACAAUGCAUGUAAGUCAGUACGUAGAAGAAGAAUUGAACCCUAAUUUUGUUUCCAGGGCAGAAGAGGAUCUGCAGGGGCAGCCUCCACCCCUCACGAAAGCCUCUUCUAAAAGAAUUAAUGUUAUCAACGAGGCACUGCGAAUGAGCGGUUCAGCGGGUAUAUUAAGAAGAACAAUCGAAGAUGUUCACAUAAAUGGAUAUAUAAUUCCAAAAGGCUGGGCAAUUCUAGUCAUCCCAUCUGCUCUUCAUUUGAACCCUGACACGUUUAGAGACCCUCUUACCUUCAAUCCAUGGCGAUGGAAGGAUUUGGAAGCAAAUUUAAGUGCGAAAAAUUUCAUACCUUUUGGAGGGGGAAUGAGGUCAUGCGGUGGAGCAGAGUACAGUAAAGUGUUAAUGGCAGUAUUUCUGCAAGCCUUGGUCACUAAAUAUAGGUGGACCAAGGUGAAGGGAGGAGAGAUUGUUAGGUCACCAAUUUUGGGAUUUGGAAAAGGGUAUUAUAUUGAGGUCUCAAAAAAUGCCGAAAGUGAUCAAAGCAUCGAAGGGUAA